AUGGAGUACUGUUCGGGAACAUUGAAAGAGUUAAUAAAUUUGAAGACAACACUAUGUGGUCGACAAUUGGGUGAACCGAUGAACAUAUUAGAGUAUUAUAUGACGGCAAUGAUAUUUCAGGCAUUACUUAAAGCAGUUCAAUACAUACAUGAGUUGGAACCAUGUAUUAUACACCGGGAUCUCAAACCCGAUAACAUAUUGAUUGAAUUAAAUGGUAUUGAUUUUAGUUAUAUCAAACUUUGUGAUUUUGGUUUGGCAACUGUUCAUCAGCGAACUGAUGCAAAUAGUUAUGUUUAUAACUAUCACAGCGAUUGUGUCGGUACAAAGUCAUACAGUGCACCGGAACUGUACACUAAUAAUCAUGAUUAUGAUCAUCGUAUAGAUAUCUAUAGCUUAUCUAUUAUAGGGGCCGAGCUAUUUGAGUUUAACGAGUUUCCCAAUCCACCGGAGCAACUCAGCUACUAUGGAGAAGCCAGAGAUAAAGUGAUGCAAUUAUAUUUGACUUUAUGUCAAAUGAAUGAUCCGAUUCCCAGUGAAAGACCCGAGUGUUCACAGGUUUUGCAAGAUUACGGUAAUUGGAAUUUCAGUAAAGAUUACGUUAAAGACAGAGCCGUACCGUUUGAUCAGUUGGUUAAGAAACUUAUACCUAAAUUACAUCCAAAUCAAUCAGAUCAGGAACAGCUGUUAGAAAGGGCUCAUAUUGAUAGAGAUAUAAAUUUAAGUGUGACUAUAUUCUUGAUAGUUAGCGACACAUCCAAUACAAAAGACGGCAAAAUUAAAUAUACUUAA
Oppia nitens is the source of this 789-nucleotide messenger RNA. RefSeq names its product putative serine/threonine-protein kinase. The record is from RefSeq and is a predicted model, not a curated record. The transcript is spliced from 3 exons. Gene Ontology annotation, molecular function: protein kinase activity; ATP binding. Lineage: Eukaryota; Metazoa; Arthropoda; Arachnida; Sarcoptiformes; Oppiidae. The coding region runs from base 1 to 789 and encodes 262 amino acids. Gene Ontology annotation, biological process: protein phosphorylation.